CCUUCCAAAUUAUCUUUUUAUUAAUUAAUUGCUCUAAAUUUCCUCAUUUCCUAUUUCUGGCGUUACCUCACACUCUUCCUUCCUUUCCCUUUGUUUAUUUCUCUGUCUCUCUCCCUCCCAAAUUCAACGCUUCUCAAUCAACAGAAUCCCGUAAUUUCCCCCAAUUUUCUCUCACUUUCCAACGGAUUUUUUCACAAACAUCUCACUGCAAUCCCUACUUCUUCGCUUUUUCUCCAAUUUUACUCCAUUUCUAGGUUUUUCCCCCAUAGAUCUAGCUCUAUUUUACUCGAUUUCACUCUUCCACUGACCAGUAUGCUCAGUUUCAGCUCUCGACUGCUGCAAUUUACUGUUAUGGAGUGUGAUUAGGGUUUGAUCACGUUGACAGGGAGUGUCAGAGACUUCACUGUAACUUCUUUGCGUGUGUUUUUUGCUAGAAAUGGCUGCUUUGCAGCGAGCAGCGUCUAUUGUGAGCGCGACUGCCAGUAACUAUGGUUAUUGUAAAGUUGCUGCUGCUGAUGGAGUGGUGUCUGAUCAGUUUCCGGCUGGCUUACGUGUUUUGGUAGUGGAUGAUGAUACUACAUGCUUGAGGAUUCUUGAGCAGAUGCUUCGCCGUUGCCUUUAUCACGUUACGAGUUGUUCCGAGGCCAAAGUCGCGUUGGAUCUUCUUAGGGAAAAGAAAGGCUGUUUUGAUGUGGUACUAAGUGAUGUUCAUAUGCCUGAUAUGGAUGGAUUUAAACUUCUUGAGCAUGUUGGCCUAGAAAUGGACCUUCCUGUUAUUAUGAUGUCUGCUGAUCGAAGAACAAGUGCUGUAAUGAAGGGGAUUAGACAUGGAGCUUGUGAUUAUUUGAUUAAACCUAUACGUGAAGAAGAGCUCAAGAAUAUAUGGCAGCAUGUUGUUAGGAAAAAGUGGCAUGAAAAUAAAGAUCUUGAACCUUCUGGAAGCCUGGAAGAUAAUGAUCGGAAUAAACAGGUAAAUGAUGAUGCUGAAUAUGCUUCUUCUGUUAAUGAGGGAACAGAAGGAGUUUUGAAGGGACAGAAAAAGAGGAGCAGUUCCAAAGAUGAAGAUGAUGGCGAACCAGAAAAUGAUGAUCCCUCUACAUCAAAGAAACCACGUGUUGUAUGGUCUGUGGAGCUUCAUCAACAAUUUGUCAGUGCCGUAAACCAGCUUGGAAUUGAUAAGGCUGUACCUAAGAGAAUUCUAGAAUUGAUGAAUGUACCUGGUUUAACCAGAGAAAAUGUUGCAAGUCAUUUGCAGAAGUUUAGACUAUAUCUGAAGAGAUUAAGUGGGGUUGCUCAACAUGGCGGGAUUCCUAAUACAUUCUGUGGCCCCUUGGACCCAAAUAUAAACCUUAAUUCACUUGGAAGGUUUGACAUUCAGGCUUUGGCUGCCUCAGGUCAGAUUCCUCCACAAACAUUAGCAGCACUGCAUGCAGAGCUUCUUGGUCGACCAGCAGGUAGCCUGGUUACAACAAUGGACCAACCGGCUCUUUUACAAGCAUCCAUGCAGGGUCCCAAGUGUAUUCCUGUUGAACAUGGUGUGGCAUUUGGUCAGCCAUUAGUAAAAUGCCAAUCCAAUAUUUCUAAACCUUUCCGACAAAAUAUGACACCUGUUGAAGAAGUUGCUUCAAAGUUUGGUGCCUGGCCUUCUAAUAGCCUUGGCAUGGUAGGGCCUAAUACAAAUCUUGGAGGUGUGGGUACUCAAAAUGGUAACAUGUUGAUGGACAUGUUACAUCAGCAACAACCACAGCAGCAGUCACUAUCAGAGGCCAGUCUUUCAAUUAAUGUGCAGCCGUCUUGCCUUGUGGUCCCUUCUCAAUCAUCAGCGAGUUUUCAGGCAGGAAAUAGUCCUUCUUCAGUCAAUCAGAGUUGCAACUUUAACAGGAAUGCUGUCAUUGAUUACAGCCUUCUAUUAUCACAAUCAUCAUUGAAUAUUGGGCAUGCACCAAUUGGGAAUCAAAAAACUACAGGUGUUGUUAGUGGGUACUCAGUCUCUGCUUCCAUAUCUCCUUCUGCAUCAUCAUGUUCUGUCAAUGCUGACAGUGGCAUCAAUCGUCAAGUUCAAAAUUCAACCAUUACCUCUGGAGCUGAUAGACAUUUACCAGGGCUUGCUUCUAAUAUUAGUGAUGUCCAGGGCACUUAUGGUGCUAAGUCGGGUGAAGUUCUUGAUCAAGGACCACUUAGGUACCUUGGAUGUGUUGGUAAAGGGACUAUCCUUCCAAGCCAGUUUACAGUGGAUGAAUUUACAGUACCAAUUAGCAAUCUGAGCCGAGGAAAAAUUUUUGGAGAUAACAAUGGCAGUAAAGUAAAGCAGGAACCAAAUAUGGAAUUCACAGAUAAUGCAAGAGUGGGAGUCUCAGUAUUGCAGCAAUUUCCUCCAAGUGAUCUUAUGAGUGUUUUCACAGAAUAGUUGAUAACAGGCUCUAUUUGUGUGGUGGAGGGCAAAUUAAUUUUUCAUGGAAGUACAGAUUAUUUGAUGUCAGAAGGGAUUCAAGUGUAAGUUUAUCAUUUGUUGUGGGCUUAAUUUCCAGUGCCUGCGUCGUUCUCAGACAAAGUAUGAAGCCUCCCCAGUAUUUAUAGCAUUGAAAAGAAAUAUUUUACAUAUUAUGUGAAUUUCAGUUGAAGUGCUGGGGCGAAGCUCUACAUGCAUCAAGAAGUAGUUCCUUUUCACUAGUCCGUAAGAAAAAAAAGUUUGUUUUAGAUUUCAACAGCUUGAAUUGAAGGCCCACAUGAUGGCAUCUUGCUAUCUUAGCUGUGUGGUUAUUUGGGUAAGAUGAUGGAAAUGCUAAUUUGUGUAUAUUAUGCUAUUCAUUCAGGAAGUGCGAUUCUCUUUA
Molecule: messenger RNA, 2831 nt
Organism: Manihot esculenta (cassava)
Lineage: Eukaryota; Viridiplantae; Streptophyta; Magnoliopsida; Malpighiales; Euphorbiaceae
Product: two-component response regulator ORR21
Exons: 6
Coding region: 437-2407 (656 amino acids)
Biological process (GO): regulation of DNA-templated transcription; cytokinin-activated signaling pathway; phosphorelay signal transduction system
Cellular component (GO): nucleus
Molecular function (GO): DNA binding; DNA-binding transcription factor activity
Source: RefSeq, a predicted model, not a curated record